AUGAUAUUCCUAGACUUCCAUAACCCUGCCGUCGAGUCACUCCUCCUUUCCCGAUUCAACGCUGCGAAACAAGGGCUGAAACAUGAAAAAAUGGACUAUACAGUCGCUGAUUUUGACCGAGUAAUUUAUCGCUUGCACACUGUGGAGGGUGACAAGUCAAAACUUAUGGUCAGCCUACUGGUAAAUUUCUUCGACGAACUGCGGGAAUACGACGUUGAAGGCCUCCUGCGUCGUGAGUACGGCGAGUACCUUUGUUCCGAGCCACAGCCG
This is a messenger RNA of Dibothriocephalus latus, 270 nucleotides long. NCBI's taxonomy places the organism in Eukaryota, Metazoa, Platyhelminthes, Cestoda, Diphyllobothriidea, Diphyllobothriidae. The record is from the annotation of a GenBank genome assembly.